CCCUUGUCUUGGUCUCGAGAUGUCAAAAAACAACGACAAUAAGCAAGAUGCAUCCUUGAUGAAUCAAUCAUCGACUUCUCACCAAGCUAUCCAUUCUCUACAGCUGCGAAAACAGCAGUUUCCAUUCAUAUCUCAGUCCAUGCCACAGUAGGAACACUAUCCUUUCUUUUAUCAGCAACAACAGCAACAUAGCUUUGUCUUACCGUCUUCUUUCCGCCCCUCCCCGUUACUCCCUCGUGCUGACCUUCCUUCCCCAUUGCCCUCGCCUUAUCUUGCUCAUCUUAUUACAUACCCGUCUCAAGGCACCGCACUGUACGAUUCGGAGACAUACAUGGCAAAGCGCCAGAACAAUGGCCAGAUACGGCAACUAGCUCCUUUGCGAGCUUCGACCUCGUCCAACUCUGUGAUACCGUCCCCUUCGCCAGCUCCUCAGUCUGACCCCGAGUCCUCAUCGCCAUCAGCAGCAGCAAAGAAGUCGUUCUGGACUACGGCAGGAAUGGAUACAUUUAUCGACUGGAUCACCGACCCACAUAGCCACCAGCGAUUACAUGCCAAGAAUCCAAUCGCUGGACAAAAGGCCAAGGACGUACACACAGAGCUCGCCAACCUCGUCAACAAGAAGCACGGAACCGCUUGGGAUUACAAUCAAAUAAAGUCGAAGCUUGCCUACGUGAGAUCGAAAUACAGGGAGGCGUGCAAGUUGUCAUCUACCGGCGAAGGAAACACCGGUCCCUUUGGACAGGACACACUUCUCUCCAGGCAGAAGCUCGUUUGUCCACAUUUUGAGAGGAUCCAUGUGGUCUAUGGAGGAAGUCUAUCGGCAAACCCUCCUCCACCACGGCAGACAGUAUUCUAUAGGGAUGAACGAGCCAUGGAAGAGACUGACGGCGAGUGCAGUGACUUGGAAGCCAUCGAGGAUACACCCCAUGCUAAUCCAAUCGCGGGUGCGCACAUUGACGAUGGCAGUACUGGCCCGCCGAGCAAGCGCCAAAAAGACAAUGGUCUUUCGACUCUAUCAGCUAUCGCUGAGUCCAUGACCGAAUUAAGUAAGAUGGCGAACCAGUCGCGACAGGCCCAUGACGAGGACAGGAAUCUGCAGAGGCUUCAAUUACAGGCGAUCGAACGGAGGGAGCGGGAACUUGUACAGAGAGAAUUGGGGCUCGGAGAGAGGCUAGUCAGAUUAGAAGGGGAACACCAGGAGAUGCUCAAUAAGAGAGAAAGGAGGCAAGGGCGAAGCUUAGGCAGGAAUUUGAGGCCGAGAGGGUUGCAUUCAGAAAGGAGUUAGCGGAAGAGAAGGCUGCAGUAAAGAAGGAUUUCGCGGACGAGAAGGCUGCGUUCCAGAAGGAUAAGUCGAUGUUCUUUGAAGAGCGAGAUGAACUUAAGUCGCGGAUCUCGUCCUUGACGAUGGAGCUGGAAAUUAGAAGACUUUCAUGGAAAGAAGUGCAAGGAUGCAAAUAAAAGGUCGUAGGCUUAUCCUCAUCGACGGUAUCCACCUAUUCUAAAACGGUCCCUGAGGACCUACACCUUCAACUUAUCUCUCUUCGCUUUCACCUCGUCCUCGUGUGCGCCUUGCAACUCUACAAUGGGGCACCUUCCUCGUUCUGUGCAGGAUGAUAAAAGGCUACCUCAUUC
Gamsiella multidivaricata is the source of this 1632-nucleotide messenger RNA. RefSeq lists its product as uncharacterized. Lineage: Eukaryota; Fungi; Mortierellomycota; Mortierellomycetes; Mortierellales; Mortierellaceae. The record is from RefSeq and is a predicted model, not a curated record. The transcript has 2 exons. Bases 332 to 1285 code for a protein of 317 amino acids.